AUGGUGUCUCAUGGUUUGGAAUUCGUAGCGUUUCUUUCCUAUCCGUUUGUGCGGCUGGCAUUUGGUCGGCUUACAUUUACCAAGGCUUCUUCCAAGAGACCAUUGAUAAAGAUUUGGUCCAAUAGUGGUGAUGGUGCUCCUUGGUGGAGUUAUUGGAGUGCCGGUAAAUUAAUCCUUUGUAGUGUUUUCAGGAAGCUUCCUGGGUUCAGCCGGCCUAAAGUGGCAGCAUAUCCCUUCCAUCCAAUUUCCCCUUUAAUUCUCAACAAAUCGUCUGGAGGAACAAAGGGACCUUUGGCAGCAGCAGCCACUGUAAUUUCCCCUUCAUUUAAGUCGAACUUCAUCCUCGCAUUCAGAUCUGAUGCUCCUGUUACAAAGGAAGAAGAAACUUCAGCACUAGAGGAAGCACAGUCAUCGGAAGCAUCAUCCAUGGGAAAGAGGGAAGGAAAGCGUAAACCCGGAGCUGAAACUUAA
Fraxinus pennsylvanica is the source of this 471-nucleotide messenger RNA. Lineage: Eukaryota; Viridiplantae; Streptophyta; Magnoliopsida; Lamiales; Oleaceae. The record is from the annotation of a GenBank genome assembly.